Messenger RNA from Astyanax mexicanus (Mexican tetra), 5367 nucleotides. Its product is annotated as interferon-induced very large GTPase 1-like. The transcript has 5 exons. Bases 1 to 5367 code for a protein of 1788 amino acids. NCBI's taxonomy places the organism in Eukaryota, Metazoa, Chordata, Actinopteri, Characiformes, Acestrorhamphidae. Gene Ontology annotation, molecular function: GTP binding. The record is from RefSeq and is a predicted model, not a curated record.
AUGGCGUCGAGUGCUGAUCCAGCACACAUUCGGAGAAGGAAAAGUAUGACCCCACCUCCCAGAAUGACUGAGCUGAGGAUGGUUCUGCUGGGGAAGAACAGCUCAGAAAACAUCAGAGUGGGUAACUUCAUCCUGGGCAUAGAGGCAUUUGAUACCAAAGACCCACCUUCUUCAGUAAAGCAGCACAGUAAAAGCGCUGAAGGCAUUGUGGAGGGAAGACGCAUCACCCUCAUUAACACACUUCACCUGUUUGACCCUGAACUCUCAGAGCUUCAAAUGACAGAGCAGGUUAAAGAGUGCAUACGUCUGUGUUCUCCUGGACCUCAUGUUUUAAUUCUGGUUCUGCAGCCAGGCGACUUCUUAGAAAAAGACAGAUCACGUGUGAACAGUAUCUUACACUCUCUGUCCGAUGAGGCAUAUAAAUACACCCUGAUUCUUAAGACGGAAAACAAAGAAACUGCAAGAUUUGAUCCUGUUCAGGAAAACAUAUUAAAGGAAAUGACUGCAAAAUGCAGUAACAGGCAUUUAGAGCUGAGUGCGAGUACUUGUGCUGCUGUUGUGGAGAUGUCAGAGAAAAUAGUAAAGGAAAAUGGAGGGAAACACCUAAUCUAUGAGGUAUUUGAAGAUUCCCUGCCUGAAAUAGGACAAAAAAACAGAAUAGGACAAGAAUGUGGACAAACAACAGACCCAUCUAAAUUUUUCACAACUUCAAAAACACCAAUUGUGGGAGAAACAUGUUCUCAAAAGACAGAAGAAAUAUCGAAACUGGAAGGACUUAUACGCAGACUGAACCUUAGCGACAGGUAUCAUAGACAACUAACAGUAUCUGAGUUUAUUCAAAUAACGAAAUCUUCACCAAACUGCCCUGAUUCUGAGAUCAAUGUGAUAGAAGCCUUUCUGACACAGCUACUGAUGAUGGAUUACAGAGCAAGAUACUGCAUUACAAGAAAAAACAUUGAGCUAAAUCUCGAAGAAAAAGGCGACUCAUUAGUAGACAAUGAGAGGGACAAAGAAAACAACUUUGAUGUCCAUCCCAUGGAUGUUCAGAUGGCAGCAUUUUACUUCUCAGAAAAUUUCCUAAAGCAGCUGAUAGUGUCUAAACUUUCACAGUGUCAAUAUGCUCUUCCUCUACUGGUGCCAAAUCCCUUAACAGGAGAAAUCGAGUUUCCACUUUGGACACUUCGUCAAAUCAAGAAGAGUUGGAAAACAAAAAAUGCAGAAAGUAAAGAACAAAUUAUCACUACAGCAGACGUUCCAAUGGUGGCAUUCUUCAGGUUUGACUCUGUGUCAGCAUCAAAAUCUCAGAUGAUGAACAGGCUGAUCAAUGAAAAGCAUGAGACGUUCUUUCACAGGGACUGUCCAGGCAGCAGCAAAAAGCGUCUAUUGAUGGAUGGAGUGGUGGAGAUCUCCUGGUACCUACCAUCUGGGAAAAGCACUGAUCAUUUUUCAGACUGUGUAGCAUUCUGUAAUCUACAUGGGAAUGCUGGAGGUCAUGAAAAUCAGUAUGAGAUUGUGACCAGGAUGUCUUCUGUAAACGUGGUUCUUAUGACUGAUUUUGGUCAGAAGAACCAAUACAAGGGUUUAGUACGAAGGCUGUUCAGAUCCCCCACGCCUCUACUUUGUCUUCUGACAGAUGAUGACAGUGUUGGGGCUGAGAUAGGGGAAGGAAAAUAUGUCAUUGGGCUAAAGGACCGGAGCCAAUAUGAUAUAUGUCAAGAACUAAAAAAGACCAUCAAAUCGUAUCUGUCAAAGCAGUCCAACACCUUUAGACUAGAGAAUGUGGCCAAACAUUCAGGUAUAAAGUCGGAUGAAGAUAAUGGAAUGAUCAAGACUGGGAAGGAAACUGCCCAACAUAUCAUGUCUGUGCUGGAGCAUUCAGAUCUAUAUUCAGUCAAAGAAAAAUACCUGCCAUUCCAAGGAAAACUGUGGUAUGACUGGUGUCAGAAAAACAAAGAACUACAUCGACCUCAUGGAAAGAACAUAGAAAUGUACAGUAUUGAAAAAAAACAAGAAAUGAGUCAAAUCCGUGAUCUGCAGAGGAAACAUGGUCUAAGUGAACUUAUGAAGGUCUUUAUUGAUGGGACAAAUCCCAAAGUCCCGGAGCAGAAACUGUAUCUCAUGAAAUGGAUUGAGAUCCUUCUUAACAAGUUAACCACAGAUGCUCUAUACUCUUUGCAUCAAAAGUAUCAUGAAGAGUGGUCAAAAAUGUUGGAAUUGAAGAAGACUCAUGAUACAUCCCAGCAACAUGAAACUGAACAUGUACUUCUAACAAUUUCUGAUCAGCUGAAUAAUGCAUCUUUUGGCCUAGAACACAUUUUGAGGGAGAUGGGUCAGAUAUUUGAAUCGUGGCAGUCUGCUGAAACAAGAAAAACUGAAAUCACAGAAGAAUUAAGCAUUUAUUCCUUGCCUGCUGUAGCUGCAGAGCUCAUGAUAUCUGGUUACCCGCUUGAGCUGUUGGAUGGUGAUGUUUCCCAUGUUCCUCUGAUCUGGGUUUCUGCAGUUUUAGAUGAACUAAUUAAGAAACUGGGGAACCAGAGAGUCUAUGUGCUGUCAGUUUUGGGGAUUCAGAGCUCUGGCAAGUCCACCAUGCUCAAUGCCAUGUUUGGACUGCAGUUUGCAGUCAGUGCUGGAAGGUGCACCAGAGGAGCUUUUAUGCAGCUUGUCAGAGUGUCAGAGAAAAUGAAAGGAGAACUGAAGUUUGACUACAUUCUGGUUGUUGAUACUGAAGGUCUCAGAGCUUUAGAGCUGCCUGCAAUAUCAACAAGACAUCAUGAUAAUGAACUGGCAACAUUUGUUGUUGGGCUAGGAAACAUGACUUUGAUCAACAUUUUUGGAGAGAACCCUGCUGAGAUGCAGGACAUCCUUCAGAUUGUAGUUCAGGCCUUUCUGAGGAUGAAGAAGGUCAGACUGAAUCCCAGCUGUAUGUUUGUGCAUCAGAAUGUUCCAGAUAUUACAGCUGAACAAAAAAAUAUGGAGGGAAGAAGACAUUUACAAGAAAAACUGGAUGAAAUGACUAAGUUAGCCGCUCAGGAAGAAUCCUGUGUUGCAGAGUGCUUCAAUGAUGUCAUUGCAUUUGAUAUAAAAAAAGAUGUGAGGUAUUUUGCACAGCUCUGGGAGGGAACCCCACCCAUGGCUCCUCAAAAUACAGCAUACAGUGAAAAUGUUGAGGAGCUUAGGAACGCCAUACUGGACCAUGCCUCACAAUGUGACACCUUAACUUUGACACAGUUUAAAGCCCUUAUUAAAGACCUCUGGGAUGCACUGCUUUAUGAAAAUUUUGUUUUCAGCUUCAGAAACACACUGGAGAUCACAGAGUACAGGAAACUGGAGGAGAAGUAUGGCACAUGGACCUGGAGUCUGCGCAGUGCCAUGCUGAGGACUCAAGACAAAUUGUACACCAACAUCAAAAACAAUCAACUACACAAGAUUGAGUACAAUGAUCUGGUGGAAGAAAUGAAAGACACACAUAAUGUGGUAAAAGAAUCAAUGAAAUCUUACUUUGAAGAACAUCAAGAAGGGAGGGACCUGCUACAUCAAUGGAGAGGAACAUUUGAAAAAAAGGUUAAUAACCUGUAUGAGGAACUUGUGAAACAAGCACAAAUGGAGCUAAAUGAAAUUAUUUCCCAAAAGAAGACUUGUGAAAAACUAGAUGAACAAAAAUCACAGUAUGAGACAAAACUAUUUGAGAAGAGCAAAGAGCUUGCUUUGUCCCUCAUUGAUAACAGUGAUGAGAGACAAAGGACAAGGCAGUUUGAUUCAUUGUGGGAAAAUUGUGUCUCUGAGUUGACUGCCAACAUUCCACCAAUGAAACAAAUUGAGAUAGAAAAAGAUGUCAUUCAAAUUCUGUCUGAAAUUGAUGAGGAGGCACUUGUAUGUGGCAGAAAGCAGAAUGGAGAGUAUGGUGAAAUAAACAUAUUAGGUGAUUAUACCAAGUAUGUAAAAUUAAAGAAAAAUGUGUGGAAGAAGAAAAAAACAUGUUUACUACAUGAAGAUCAAGACUCAAUAAGAAAUCUGAUACUAACUGUCAUCAAACAAACAAAAGAUCUGGUUAAAUCGAAAUCAGUUGCACAGAAGGGCUACAACCCAGGUCACAUUCAAGAGAUUGUUCGUCUUGUAAAAAAGGCUGUGACAAAACACAAGUCACCGAAAUAUGAGUUCACUAAAGAGUUCUCACUGGAUCUCUCACUGUAUGUGUGUGAAAAUGCUAAAAUGACAUUUGAAGACCUGCACAAGAAAUUCAGCAGUGACAGUGACCCAUUGGUUUACAUCAGAAAAAAGAAACCUGAAUACUACAAUGUUUUUCAAAAAUUCUGUCAAGGUGCAACCUCUGUGGUAGCAUUAGGUGGAUUACUUUGCAGUAAACUUGGAGAAUCCAUUGAACAAAGUGUCUACAGUCAGGCAGCCAAUGAGCUGGCAGAACAAAUGAGGUCGGACCUCCCAGCGUUUAACGGAAACAGGUCGAACAUGGAGAAACACAUUCUGAAAACACUGGCAGAAGAGGAGGACUUUGAAAAGUUUAAGACCUACAUAUUAAAUCCUCAAGGACACUGUGAGAGCUUUAUUAAAGAUACAGUUGGAAAUUACAUGGAAAAAGAAAAUUCCAAAGCAGUAGCUUUAAUUAGGGGAUUUGUUAAAUGCAAGCAACAAUGUGUGAUCACUGCAGCACAAAUUGCAACAGAUGAGGUGAUAAAGGAAAAGGGAAAUGCAAAUAUGUGGUUGGAACAAUUUUCACAUAGUCUCAGAAAUGAGCUUGAAUUGAACACAGAACAUCUCAGUGACAAAAACUGUAAUGAUAUUACUGAUUUUCAGCUACUCACAGACAUUGUAAAGGAGGAAAUUCAGCUUAUCGCAGAAAAGCUGAAAAAUAAUUUAAACAGUGUCUCAGAUCUCAAACUGGAGAAGUUUAGGAAGAAGCCUGACGAGAUACUGAUUGAGCAUUUCUGUCAGUGCUGCUGGGUACAGUGUUCUUUCUGUAAAGCCAUCUGCACCAACACACUAAAAGAUCAUGAUGGAGACCACAGUGUUCCUUUUCAUCGUUACUGUGCAAUAAAUGGAGUGCAUUACAGAGAAACAGAAAACUUCAGUCUCGGUAUUUGCACAUCAAGAGUAGCAAGUGAUAAAGUUUUUUGGGUUGACGAUAAGAAAUUUUUUUGGAGAGAAUACAGAACAGCAGGAGGAGAGCAUGCAAAGUGGAGCAUCACACCUGAUCUUUCUGAGCUGCCAUACUGGAAAUGGUUCGUGUGCCGAUUCGAGAAGAAUCUGGAGACCCAUUACAAGAAAACUUUUCAGGGAGAUGGUCAGAUUCCUGAUGAAUGGAGAAAGUACACAAAGAUCGAUGCAAUCAAAAGUUUGGAAAAAUAUUUUUAA